Molecule: messenger RNA, 898 nt
Organism: Manihot esculenta (cassava)
Lineage: Eukaryota; Viridiplantae; Streptophyta; Magnoliopsida; Malpighiales; Euphorbiaceae
Exons: 1
Coding region: 213-746 (177 amino acids)
Source: RefSeq, a predicted model, not a curated record
UCCUUUCUCUUUUGGACAAAGCACCAAACGAUAGCGUAUUAUACACUCCGCCAUUUUUCCUUGCGCCUGAGUCCUGACCCAAUUAUUCUCUCUGGUAAGCCACUUCCUUCACUUAUUUCCUGCUUCGCAGGACAGUGACAGAACAAACCCUUUACUCAACCGUCCGUUCAAAUUUCAGAUUCACCAAUCAGCUCAGAUCAUUUUCAAUCACCAUGACCACCAGCAUCCACAUCACCGCCCUUGACGGUAUCGUCAAUGUGAACUCCCUCUUCACUCUCGCCGUCUUCGUCGGCCUCGCCUGGAACCCAACCGACCCCAACAGCUCCCUUAUCACCGAUCCCACCUCACCUUGCGCCGCCGGCUCCACCAUCGUCGAGAACAUUGUCUCCUAUCAUGUCUUCUCCUUCAGUUCCUUCCUCUUCUCCAGCUUGAUCGCUCUUGCACUCAAGCAAGCUCUUCGGAUCUCCAAAACCACCGAUUUUCACUCUCAUUCCCAUCACUUACCCGAGUUCUUCGUGCGAGUGAACAAGAACUCAUUGCGGGUCGGGAUGCUGGCUUCGGGUGUCGGUUCGGUUAUCGGAUGCGUGUUCUUAAUGCUGGCAUUGAUUAAUGUGGUUCAGUUCAAGCUCGGGACUUUGGCUUGUGGAAGUGGGUAUAGCUUCGCUGCGGUUGUGCCACUUGUGAUUUUUGUCCCUCUUGCUCUCUUGAUUUAUGUCUGUAUCGUUUUGUAUGCUUUUACUCGAUGAUCUUUAUUCUUUAGAAUGAUUUGUAAAUUAAUGUAUCAAUGAGUUUUGUACGUCUUCUAUGAAGAUGUUAUGGCUGAGCUGAAAUUCAAAAUGGAAGUGCUUUUACUUUCACGUAACAAUUUGGAAAGAUGCUUCAUUUUUCUAUGCUUCAA